Messenger RNA from Budorcas taxicolor (takin), 4886 nucleotides. It is a transcript of the gene IKBKG, whose product is annotated as inhibitor of nuclear factor kappa B kinase regulatory subunit gamma. Gene Ontology annotation, cellular component: nucleus; cytoplasm; IkappaB kinase complex. Gene Ontology annotation, biological process: positive regulation of canonical NF-kappaB signal transduction. The coding region runs from base 378 to 1601 and encodes 407 amino acids. The record is from RefSeq and is a predicted model, not a curated record. The transcript has 10 exons. Lineage: Eukaryota; Metazoa; Chordata; Mammalia; Artiodactyla; Bovidae. Gene Ontology annotation, molecular function: K63-linked polyubiquitin modification-dependent protein binding.
CCCUGCCGGAGAGACAAGGGGGAAUGCAGGUCGCGACGCUAAUUACUGGGGAAUGCCCCGCGGGCCAACCAAGGCUUGGUGGGUUCAGGUUUCCGCUUUGGGCAGCCUCUCUCACUUUCCGCCGGCCGGCCAGGCAGGGGCGGGACCUGAGCGUUUUACUUCCGGAUCCGACAGCUUAGACACCGGAAGCCGGAAGUGAGAAGUUGGCAGAGGGAGAAGGGAAGGGCUACAGCGGAACUCGGACUUUCUCGGAGCGCCGGGGGUCCGAGGAACGCUCGGGGCCCGCCGUUCCCGCCCUUCUCACGUCGGACCGACUCAGCUGACAGGCCCUGACGUGUUGGAUGAGCAGGCCCCCCUGAAAGAGUCCACUGUGUGAGAUGGUGCAGCCGAGUGGCGGCCCGGCAGGGGACCAGGACAUGCUAGGUGAAGAGUCUUCUCUGGGGAAGCCAGCCAUGCUCCAUGUGCCUUCAGAGCAGGGCACCCCUGAGACCUUCCAGCGCUGUCUGGAGGAGAAUCAAGAGCUCCGAGACGCCAUCCGCCAGAGCAACCAGAUGCUGCGCGAGCGCUGUGAGGAGCUGCAGCGUUUCCAGGGCAACCAGAGGGAGGAGAAGGCCUUCCUCAUGCAGAAGUUCCAGGAGGCCCGGGACUUGGUGGCGAGGCUGAGCCUAGAGAAGCGCGAACUGCGCCAGCAGAGGGAGCAGGCCCUACAGGAGGUGGAACGCCUGAAGACAUGCCAGCAGCAGAUGGCUGAGGACAAGGCCUCAGUGAAAGCCCAGGUAACAUCCUUGCUGGGGGAGCUGCAGGAGAGCCAGAGUCGCUUGGAGGCUGCCACUAAGGAGCGCCAGGCUUUGGAGAGCAGGGCCCGGGUGGCCAGCGAACAGGCCCGGCAGCUGGAGAGCGAGCGGGAGGCGCUGCAACAGCGGCACAGCGUGCAGGUGGACCAGCUGCGUCUGCAGAACCAGAACAUGGAGGCUGCCCUGCGCAUGGAACGCCAGGCCGCCUCGGAGGAGAAGCGGAAGCUGGCCCAGCUGCAGGUGGCUUAUCACCAGCUCUUCCAAGAGUAUGACAGCCACAUCAAGAGCAGCAUGGUGAGCAGUGAGCGGAACCGAGGACUGCAGCUGGAGGAUCUCAAGCAGCAGCUCCAGCAGGCUGAGGAGGCCCUGGUGGCCAAACAGGAAGUGAUCGAUAAGCUGAAGGAGGAGGCGGAACAGCACAAGAUCGUGAUGGAGACUGUCCCAGUGCUAAAAGCCCAGGCGGAUAUCUACAAGGCAGACUUCCAGGCCGAGAGGCAGGCCCGGGAGAAGCUGGCUGAGAAGAAGGAAUUCCUGCAAGAACAGCUGGAGCAGCUGCAGAGGGAAUAUAGCAGGUUGAAGACCAGCUGUCAGGAGUCAGCCAGGAUUGAAGACAUGAGGAAGCGGCACGUUGAGGUCUCCCAGCCCCCCUUAACCCCUGCCCCAGCUCAUCACUCCUUUAACCUGGCCCUGCCCAGCCAGAGGAGAAGCCCCCCUGACGAGCCGCCCAACUUCUGCUGCCCCAAGUGUCAGUAUCAGGCUCCUGACAUGGACACCCUGCAGAUACACGUCAUGGAGUGCAUCGAGUAGGGCUGCAGGCCGCCAGGCAGCCCAGGACCGUGCUCUCUGCUGCUUUCCUCUCCUGUCUGCCUGGGCCUGAACUAGGGGCAGCUGACACAGAGUGGGCACCCUCUCUGAACCCCGAGACCUAGCCACAGGCCCCCAUGCUUCCACACCCUCGUUUAUGGGUUCGCCUCUCUUAGGGCAACACAGAGCCCCAGCGAGGCCCACCACUGUGCCCUUUUGUUUCGUUCUGUCUGCCUGAGCUGCUUGGCUCUGGGGUUCACACUUUUUCCACCUGUGCUAGGAAGGUCACGAGCCACAGCCGGGGCUCCUGGACACUGGCUUCCCAGGCUGAGGUGGGCAGAGCCUUCCUCCCAGCCACCUGGCACAGCACCUAGGGUGCAGGUCUUGUAAGCUGGGUGCUGUUCCCUUCGCGGCUGCAGCACAUUGGACUGAUGCUGUCUGUUACUACUGGACAUUGGGGUUGUCGCUGUGGUACAAAAUCCUUGUGCAUCUCUCAUACGUACCUUGGGUUGGAUCCUUCGAAGCGGCACCAUUGAGUAUCCACCAGGGCUAGACAGCACUGAGGCCCCUACCCUAGUGUGCCUUCCUGCUCUCACCACAGCUCUGCCACGGGUGAUGGUGUCCAAGAGUGGGGGGGGUGGCUUGUGCCCAUCCCACAAAGUGAGCUCCUCUCUGUUAAGAGUAAGCUUGACUUAUCUUUUCAGAGCUUGAAGGGUCCUUUUCAGUUCUGGUAUAAAUGGCCUGCUUGGAUUUUUUUUACGUAUUUUUCUGUUGAGCGGUUAGUCUUUUAUUCCUUGACUUACAAGAGCUCUUCGGUCAUUAGGGGGAUCGACUCUUUUCGUGUGUGAUAUAACCUGCGGUUAUCUCUUCUUCCUGACUUGGUACCGGUGUGUUUGCACUGGAGACUGUUCUUUGUCGUUUUGUUUAUCCUGCACAACUUCGGGUUUAGCGUUGUCACCACCUCUUGGUCUGAGGAGGUGUGCAUGCCACAGGUACACUUGCCCCGUGCUGCCUGAUGCUGCAGUGCACCCUGGUCCUCCCCAGGAGCGCUGCCACCAAAGUCUGUGAUGCUGUUCCCUGUGCCAGCCCCAGAUACCCCAGCCUGGCCAACAGAAGCCACUUCACCAUCUCUGGCAGAGUACCAACAUCAGAGAACUCUCUUAUAGUUUUGCAAGAAUCUGGAUAUUUCCGAGGAUGUCGAUGCUGUGGGCAUCAACCCUGUAAUUGUGGUUUCCUUCUCAGUGCCCAGCAUCCCUCUGUGCCCUGGGGGCUGCCUGGUUGGAAACGGGACGACACAGACCCCCGUCCCUGGGUUUUGUGUGGGACACCUGCUAUCUGGCAGUGCCAGGGUGGACUAGGAUCGGGAUAUCAGUCUGGCUAGAUGAAGGCCCAGCCAGCAUCCUGUUUUGAAAACAAGCCUGGGCUGGGAGCUUUCUUGUCAUCUGCAGGGGGAGACUGAUCUACUUCCUGAAGCCCAGUGUUCAGUUGCAAAUGGUCCUUCAGGAGCAUGUUAAAGGCACAGAUAGGUUCUCUGCUCAUGGACGCUCUUUCAAACCGUAUCCUGCAAUUUUUCUACAAGAGCACUUGCCAUUUUGGGGGAAUGUAUUAGUUUCCUGUUGUUGCUGGAGCAGGUGACUUAGGCCUCCCACUUCUGGAGGCCUAAGUCUGAAAUCCAGGUGUGGGCAGGCUUUGUUCCUUCUAGAGGCCUCUCUCCCAGCUCCCAGUGGUCUUCCUCAGAAUUCCUUGGCAGGUGGACGUGUCUCUCCAGCAUCUGCCUCUGUCUCUACAUAGUCUUCUCCACUUUUUCUUCUCUUUCAAGGACACUUAUUGGAUUUGGAGCCCCCCCCCCGCCCCCACCCUGAGUCAUUCAGGAUGACCUCGUCUCCAGAUGCUUGCUUUCAUUGCAUCUACAAAGACCCUUUUUCCAAGUAAGAUCACAGUCACACGUUCUGGGGGUCAGGACAUGUGCAUCUGUGUUGGCCACCGUUCAGCCCAGCACAGGGUCAUCUUCUGGUGCCCAUGGAUGAGGACAGAUGUGUUUGAAGGCAGUUAUCUCUGGGAUUGGCAGCUCUGUCGGAGGGCUUGUUCCCUGGGGUGAUGGUGACCACUGCGCUCUGCAGAGGUAACACUGUGGUGAGGAAAAAUGGAGUUGGGAGUGGGGUAGGUGCUUGCAAGCUCGGGGACUGUCGAGCCUCAGACCCUUCAUCUCCAGCUGGACAGCACUGCUGAGGCUGAUGCACGUGGCUAGGAGAAAGAGGAUGACUCUGUUGGACCACUUGCAUCCUGGGUGGUGGCUCCUGGCUGGGUAGGGAUUGGUUUCGUGCUUCUAAGAUGACACAUAUACACCAGAGUGCUUCUCUGACCAGCUCCCUCCUCUGAAAGGGGGCUGAAAGAAGGGGAGAUCCCAGAGUGGUGCAAGGUGGACAUUCUCUGCCCCACCCCCCCAACCCAGGAGUAUUUCUGCAGCUCAGGCAGAGGCCCCCACCUAGGCAGCACAGUGGCUGUAGUGGGAGCUUCACACACGUUCCACCUCUGCCCCAGAGCAGCUGCUUUGGGGCUGACUGGGGACCGGUCGCCGGCCAGGACCCACUGCUGUCUGGAACCUUCUCUUCCUGCAGACUGGGCACCCCUCACACCCGGCCUCCUGCCUCCUGUGGGGCUGACAGGAUGUGAAAGACUGAAGGUUUUCAACCAGGCUUCUGAAACAAGGGGCUGGAUUCCUCCCGUGAGGGAAGCAGCCUGACUGCGGGGUCAGCUGUGGCCCCUGGACCCUCAUGACCGUGGGUUUGGGUGGUGGAGAUGGACAGAUAGGACCUCCACGUUGGCAUUGUCCAUUGCUUCCACACACCCUGCUCCAUUACCUGGUUAAGAGAAUGCACGUUAAGAGCAAUCAAAUAAGCACAAUACAAAAGCAUUUCUUUCUCAUGAAUGACUAGAAUGACAUAGACUCAAACUAGACAAAAAGUGAUGUCAAAAUGGCAACUAACGCCGACUUCCAGUGCCCUGUUGACAAGGCACGGGGACCCACUGCCAUGGGGCUGGUCGGGUGGGAUGGACAAGCCCAUAGGGAGUGUCCUAGCCUCCUCAACCCCGCGACUUCAACACUGUCAGGCUGCUGGCUGCAGCAGCAUCUGUAGCCACCAAAGGCCAUGGAGUAGGAGGCAGCGCUUCUGGAGCCGUGGAUACCUCGUCACCUGGAACCCACUCUGGAGCAUGUGGGUGUGAAAAAGCCAACAGACACAGUGAUAUAUGAAGUGUGACCCCAAUAAAAGAUGGAGAGCUGUUGUG